GGAGCCGCCAUGAGCCGCGCCAAGUUCAUCGGUGAGGGGAUGAUGGGGAGGGCGGAGGGGCCAUGGCGAGUGCGGGGGUUUCUGUCCCCGGGUCUUCGACCCGAGCCCCCCGCUCCUCGCCUGGUUCUGGGCCGAGGCAGCCGCCGCUGCCCCACUGCGUGAAGGGCCGCGAGCAGCGGACGGGGCUUCGGGCUGAGCUGUGGCAGUGGCAAGGCUUGUCCCAGCCCUUCAUCCAGUGCUUGUCGCCUCAUGCUCCAGCCCCUUACCCGAGGUUUGUCGCAGUCCCUCAGAUAUUGGUAUUAACCUGACAGAUCCUAUGUUCAGAGGAAUCUACAGGGGAACACAGAAGCAUCAAGAUGACCUUCUGGAUGUAAUAGAGAGAGCAGUCAAAGUUGGCAUUAAAAAGUUUUUGAUUACAGGUGGGAGUCUAGAAGAUAGUAAAGAUGCAUUGCAGCUGGCACAGACAAAUGACAUGUUUUUCAGUACUGUUGGCUGUCAUCCUACUCGCUGUGGAGAAUUUGAGCAGAGUAGCCCUGAACAGUAUCUAUCUGAAUUAAAAAAUCUGAUUGAAAACAAUAGGACAAAGGUAGUAGCAGUUGGAGAAUGUGGCUUAGAUUUCGAUAGAUUAGAAUUUUGCCCAAAGGACAUCCAACUCAAGUAUUUUGAAAAACAAUUUGACUUGUCAGAACAAAUGCAGCUGCCCAUGUUUCUGCACUGUAGAAACUCACAUGCUGAAUUUUUAGAUAUAAUGAGAAGAAACAGAGAUAGAGUAGUAGGAGGGGUGGUACAUUCUUUUGAUGGCACAAAGGAACAAGCAGCUGCUCUAAUAGAUUUGGAUCUUUAUAUUGGAAUAAAUGGCUGUUCACUGAAAACAGAAGCCAACUUGGAAACACUGAAAUCAAUUCCUAGUGAACGAUUAAUGAUAGAGACUGAUGCACCUUGGUGUGGAGUGAAAAAUGCUCAUGCUGGAUCAAAAUACAUUAAAACUACAUUUCCUACAAAAAAGAAAUGGGAAAAAGGGCACUGCUUGAAGGACAGAAAUGAACCCUGCCAUAUAAUUCAAAUACUGGAAAUAAUGGCGGCAGUAAGAGAAGAUGACCCACUUGAGUUGGCCAAUACUCUCUAUAACAACACCAUUAAAGUCUUCUUUCCAAAUAUGUAAAGUUGUUUUUCUUACAUUUAUUCAGCAUAACUUCUGUAAAGAUAUUGCAAAAAUUUAAAAAUCAUCAUUCCUGCAAGUUCUAAUCAAUGGAAGCCAAUGUGUAGUGGGUUUGGGUUUUUUUAUGGUACAAGAUUAAAGCUGCUUUUGAAAAGGU
Molecule: messenger RNA, 1316 nt
Organism: Zonotrichia leucophrys gambelii
Lineage: Eukaryota; Metazoa; Chordata; Aves; Passeriformes; Passerellidae
Gene: TATDN1
Product: TatD DNase domain containing 1
Exons: 12
Coding region: 317-1162 (281 amino acids)
Cellular component (GO): cytosol
Molecular function (GO): 3'-5'-DNA exonuclease activity
Source: RefSeq, a predicted model, not a curated record